Messenger RNA from Microcebus murinus (gray mouse lemur), 5295 nucleotides. Lineage: Eukaryota; Metazoa; Chordata; Mammalia; Primates; Cheirogaleidae. The record is from RefSeq and is a predicted model, not a curated record.
AUGGGGAGCUAUUCCAGACGGGCAGCUUGGGGGCAGUGGUCUCCUCCCCGGCAGCAGGUGCAGCUGCCCACGGCUCUGCUCAGCCUCACAGGCCCUGGGAGCCGUGGGGAAGCCGGAAGGGCGGCCAGCCUCGGCCUCCUCGCUCAGGCCUGUUGUUUCUCCACUUUCCUUCUCCAGGGACUUCCAGGCCCUAAAGGGGAAAAGGGUGUACCAGGAGACUUUGGCCCCCGGGGAGACCAAGGGCAAGACGGAGCUGCCGGACCUCCAGGGCCCCCUGGACCGCCUGGGGCCCGGGGCCCUCCUGGAGACACUGGGAAGGAUGGCCCCCGGGGAGCACCAGGCCAGGCGGGCCCCAGAGGAGAGCCCGGACGUGACGGCGAGACGGUCAGGCCCCAGGGACCCCCAGGGCCCGAGGCGAGUCCCGCCGUGCCUGGGAAGAAGGGGGUUGACGGCACGCCAGGCUGGCCAGGACUCCCCGGACCCCCCGGGCCCAAGGGCGAGCCAGGGAGUGCGGGGCCCCGAGGAGAGAACGGCGUGGACGGCGCCCCGGGCCUCAAGGGGGAGCCCGGCCACCGAGGCCUGGACGGAGCGGCGGGGCCCCGGGGUCCCCCAGGCCUCAAGGGUGAGCAAGGCGACACAGUGGUGAUCGACUACGAUGGCCGGAUCUUGGAUGCCUUCAAGGGUCCCCCUGGGCCACAGGGGCCCCCAGGGCCACCAGGGAUCCCUGGAGCCAAGGGCGAGCUUGGACUGCCGGGUGCCCCAGGAAUCGAUGGAGAGAAGGGUCCCCGAGGACCAAAAGGAGACCCAGGGGAGCCCGGGCCCACUGGACUCAAAGGGGAAGCAGGCGAGAUGGGCUUGUCCGGACUCCCGGGCGCCGACGGCCCCAAGGGGGAGAAGGGGGACUCGGCGUCCGACAGCCUGCAGGAGAGCCUGGCCCAGAUCAUAGUGGAGCCAGGACCCCCUGGCCCCCCCGGGCCCCCAGGCCCCAUGGGCCUUCAGGGAGUUCAGGGUCCCAAGGGCUCGGAUGGAGCCAAGGGAGAGAAGGGCGCAUCUGGCGAGAGAGGCCCCGGCGGCCUGCCUGGGCCAAUUGGCCCACCGGGCCUUAUCGGUCUGCCAGGAACCAAAGGAGAGAAGGGCAGGCCCGGGGAGCCAGGACUAGACGGCUUCCCUGGACCCCGAGGGGAGAAAGGUGACCGGAGCGAGCGUGGAGAGAAGGGAGAUCGAGGGGUUCCCGGCCGGAAAGGAGUGAAGGGCCAGAAGGGUGAACCGGGACCGCCGGGCCUGGACCAGCCGUGUCCUGUGGGCCCCGAUGGGCUGCCCGUGCCUGGCUGCUGGCACAAGUGACCCCCAGACCCAGCUCACACCUGUACAGAUCUGUGUGGACGUUUUUAAUUUUUGUAAAAACAAAGCAGUAAUAUAUUGAUCUUUUUUCAUGGGAUGUGCCACCUGUGGCCUUUUCGCAUUUGCGAGUGUGCCCACCCGCCCAGCACCAUCAGCACGUGAAGCUACAGGAAUGCGGACAGGCCGACCUGGGGCCAGCUCGCCCCGAGGGCCCCCGGGGGCUUGGCUUUCCCAGGAAGGAGACGAAGGUGGACGCUCCUGCUCGGGACAGGCUGCAGAGGUCCCGGCUGGGCCUGCGGUCGCCUGAGCAGUGCAGAGACUCGCAGCUGUGGGGCUGCCCUGCAAGAGCCGCCCCUCGGAGCUCUGGAGCCCCCCGGGACACACCCCCGCCAAGAGUGCCCAGGGCUUGGCAAUAGCUACAGCCGGACCCAGCCACAGCCGGCUGCCCACACGCUCGGACCCCCAGACGAGACUCCCGCCAAGCACCUGCAGCUGGCCCUGGGGUGCAGUCGGCAGAAAGCACCGAGGGUCUAGCUCCCACCCAGUUCGGGAGGCCUCAGGACACCAGCUGCCACGAGAAUACAUGUCCUGUGGCCAAGAGUAGUGGCCAAGCUCUGUGACUGCUGUCGUGGAUGGAGGGUCCCAGGCUGGACUGGCUGCCACUUCCUGUCCCCGUGUCUGCAUCAGAGCACAGACGGGACGGGGCUUCUCCUGGCCUGAGCAGCCAGGCCUCCAGUGCAGAGUCUGGGCCCACGUCUCCCACCCGUGGCUCCGGCCAGCCCGCCGGAAAUGGUUCUCCUGGUGAGUUGUGCAGACAAGGCGAACCUCAGGGCCGGUUCCCUGCUGGCCUGAGCAAGGCGGCUGCGGCCAGAGCUGCCCACGCUCUGACAAGAGGCUGUCCCACCUGUCGCAGGCAUUCCCAGCAGCCAUCUCUGUCCCAGCCACGCACCUCCCAUGUCUGUGUAGACGGCUGUCGCUGCGCGUAAUAAACCACAAGUGUGUGUCUGGACGUGCCUGUCCUUGUGGACUGCCCCGGGUGCCCACCUCCGGCUGGGGUUUCAUCCUGGCCAUUGCUGCGUGGGGGCUGGGGGGAAGGGGACUCUCUCCCUGGGUCAGAGCCAUCCCGGAAACCAGAGGAAGCAGUUCAGGAUCGAGGCAAAGACAGCAUUUGGAGUUAGGAAGAUGCAGGCUCAAGACCUGGCCCCUCCACAAGCAGCACUUCUUGUCACCGAGCCCCCGUGCGUUCCUCCGUGUUGGUUACCAGACUGCUGCGUAACAAAUCACCCCAAAACUUGUCGCCAAGAAACAAUGAUCAUAGCUGUUUCUUACAGUUCUGGGGGUCAAGUUCUCCCACAUCUGAUGGUUGACACUGAAGUAGCUGGGGCCUCAGAUGACCAGACCACCUACCGGUGGCUUCUUCACAGUGGCUGGAUUCCAAGCCACCUGGGAAUGUCCCAGGUGGACCAGGUGCAAGCUGGCCAAGCCUCAGGGGUCCUACGGCGUCACUUUCUACCAGAUUAGAGGGGAGGGAGAUAGACCCCACCUCUCGAUGGGGAAGUAUCGACAGGGUACUUUAAGGAGAGAAUGUGGAGUACAUCUCGCUGUGGCCAUCUCAGCAAAUGCAGCCCGCACUCACCGUGAGCUGGGGUGGCGAUUUUUACCCUCAGCCUGCGGCUCAGCGAGGCUCCGCUGCACGAAACACAUGAGAACCUAGGACGGGUCAGGCACCCACGAGCGCCCGUGAUUCUGGUUUUUCUCUCUCCUCCCAACGCCAAGACCAAGCGAGGGCCACAGUCUAGCAAAGCAGUUCCGCAUUUCCCAUCACAGCUGGCUCUUACAACCCUAACAGAGGGACCCAUUUCACAGAUGGUAAAACCAAGCACAUCCAGGGUGGUGUAGACAAGAAAGGGUUUGCAACGACGGUGUCUCUGACAGUAACUGUGCAUCCCCCUAGAAGUGUCUAAGGACAGGCCUGAGAAGGGCCAACGUGUGGGCAGUCCCCACAGACCUCUGCCACACGGCCCCCUUGCUAAGUAGAAGAGGCUCUGCCACACACUGGCUAAGGAGGGAGGAAUAUGUGAAGACCCUCCUCUGCCUCCCUAAGGAGCUGGCAGUGAGUGGCAGGCCAGCCAUCUGGGUCACCAGGGAAGCCAGUAGUGGGGAAAGGAAGAGGGACACAGUGGGACUGUGAGGACUGAUGGAGCUCACUGCGUGUCAACACCUGUAGGGUGCCAGCAUAGCUUCACAAAUCUAUGCACUCUACAGUUUGCAUGCAGUUCCCUCCUCCCUCCACCCAGGAACCUCACUUGACCCCCUCGCCAACCCUGUCAAGAAUGGGGCCUAUGUGAUAGGUGUCAAUAUUUCCAUUUUACAUAUGGGAAAACUGAGGCUCAGAGGUGGUAGUCACCUGCCCAGGGAUGCACAGCCAGGAUGUAGUGGCAGGCUUGGGACUGGACCCAAGCUCUCGGAUAUCCUCUGAUCUCUUUCCAAAAUUGUUUGGCAGGGCAUUGAAUCUGAUAGACAGCCCCAUGACACUGGGUGACUGGCAGGGAGAUCCUUGGGGGCAGGGGGUUAGAAGCCACAUGUUCCCCCGUUUCCCCAGUCAUCUGAGAGGGUCUCUGUCCUGCUCCUUUGGUCAAGAUGGGGCCUUCUUGGUCCAUUGCUGCCCCCCUGUGGCAUCAUACCUUAUAUCCUCAGGCCUGCAAACUUUUCAACUGCAAACUUCAACAUUUAGAGCCUGCUGAGUCCUCAAAGAGACUGGGGUGAGGACAGAGAGACAAAGAGGAGUUGGUGACUUGCUCAGGGUCCCCGCUGACACACUGGGGAGUGCCCUGCCUCACAGCUGAGCCCGAAGGAGUAGAGAGUCUCAGGUCUGCAGCCAGGAAGGGCAGCUCAGCCUCAAACUACCCCCUUCCAGAAGACAGAAACUGAGCCCCGCUGUGUGCCAUGACAGCUAGAAUAGUCUCGAGGACAACUAUCCCCUGGUACAGAUAAAUCUGUGGCCGGACAAAACUGGGCUUACCCAUGUCUCCUUCUUGGUCCCUCCUAGGAGAUCGCUAAAAAUGCACAGGAUGCUUUUGGUUGUCACAAUGAUUGGGGGACACUCCUGGCAGUGGAGGGAGGGAUAUCAAACACCCGCAAUGCAUAGGACAGUCCUACCCAAUGAUGACUCAGCUCAAAAAGAAGGCCAGCGCCACCCCCGAUGAGAAACACUAUGCCCUGGGUUCAAAUCUUGGCUCAGCCCUUCCAGCCAUCCCCCACUCCCUCGGCCUCCACUGCUGCCUUGAGACCAUGGACGGAGGAGUGCUCAGCAGGGCACCCAGGCAGGAGUGGGGGGCCUUUCCGAGCAGGAGGAAGGUGAAGCCUCCUGGUGUUACACCGCUCCUGCUACAGACACUCUUGGCCCGGGAAAUGGCCCGGCCUGGUCUGACUUGCAACUAUAUUGCCUCUCAACCAUGGACGUCUAGGAGCAGGUGCGAUGUUAGCUGGGCCCAGCUGCAGCCUUCUCACCCGCUACCCCGAGGCAGGAAAACCGCCUAAGCCAACGUGAAUUCUCUGAGCUGCCCUGGGCCACAGCUGUGGCUGGAGUUUGAGUUGCAAGAUGGGCCCCAAACAGGACUCUCAGAUUCCCUCUGCACACGGCCACACCACACAUUAUAUUACAAGCUGGAACCACAGAGCAUAGAAGCACCAUGGUCUCUCCACCAAAGCAGAGAAGACAACACACCAAGAAAGCAAGGACCGCUGUCCCACCCACACGCACAGCCUUGACCCUCAGAAAAGAAGUACAGGCCACAAGGAAUUAACCUCUCUGUUAAUUUGGGAGGAAUGUUUUCGAUAGUCAUCUAAAAGGUUCAGUUCAGCUUUACAAUUGAAAUUCCAUUCGUGCCAGGCGCGGUGGCUCAUGCCUGUAAUCCUAGCUCUCUGGGAGGCCGAGGCAGGCAGAUUGCUCAA